Messenger RNA from Panicum hallii, 2699 nucleotides. RefSeq names its product S-type anion channel SLAH2-like. NCBI's taxonomy places the organism in Eukaryota, Viridiplantae, Streptophyta, Magnoliopsida, Poales, Poaceae. The coding region runs from base 448 to 2355 and encodes 635 amino acids. The transcript is spliced from 4 exons. Gene Ontology annotation, biological process: intracellular monoatomic ion homeostasis; transmembrane transport. Gene Ontology annotation, cellular component: membrane. The record is from RefSeq and is a predicted model, not a curated record. Gene Ontology annotation, molecular function: voltage-gated monoatomic anion channel activity.
CGUCGCUUUCACCGGCCGCCCGGCCAGCCGGCGGCCUGCCCCGCCGCUCCCGCUAGCUGGUGGUCACCACCCGCGCAUUCGCGUGCGGGAAAAUUGGAAAAGGCGUGGCCCGGCCGGUCUCCCCUCCGCGCCGAAAGAGUCCCCCCACCUGCGUGCUGCGCUCUAUAAAUCGGCCGCCGCUCGCGCGCCCGCCGCGUUGCAACUUCUUCCGCCUGGUGCUUCGCGUCCAGGGAACUUGUCGGUGUCGGUCGGAGAAGAGAGAGUACAGUACAGACCUGCUGAUAAAUUAAUUUUACCUAGUCCAGUCGACGAAGGUGAGUACCGGUAGGAGCUUAGACUGGUUAGUACUAGAUCGAUCGAUAUGGCAAGCAUCGCCGUACGGGAUUGCCGAGCCGUGCUCCGGCCGAGUUGGUGGAUCUGGCGUCCUAGCUGUUGGGUACCGGCGCGAUGGAGUUCGGCAUCAGCAAGGACGUCCAGAUGGCCGGGGCGAACGCCGAGCUGGCGUCGAGGGAAGAGGCGCUCCCGGCGCUCCUGAUCCAGGUGCCCUCGCAGGCCAUCACCGGCUUCGACUGCGUCGCUGCCGACGCCGCCGUCUCCCUGAAUGAGCUGGAGGACAGGGUGGAGGAGCUGCAGACCUCGGGGAGCGCCAAGGACAUCGUCAUCAGCAUCCCCGCGGCCGCGAGGUCGUACGACGACGCGCACGUCCCGUACUCCGUCUCGCUCAGCAUGCCCGCGUCGCCGUCGGGGUUCCACCUGUCACAGUUCCGGACGGCGUCCGCGCGCCGCGUGGAGGCGCGCGUGGCGCCGGCCGCCGGAGGGCUCGACGUCCACCACCCCGUGGAGGAGCAGCAGCAGGCGGAGGCGCACCUGCACUCCCCGAGGCUGCUCAAGCAGACGCGGUUCCACUCGCAGCCCAUCCUGAACCUGCACCAGUCCAAGAACGCCGACGACGGCGCGCGCCGGUGCGACAGCACCCGCGACAAGCGCUUCGACCCGUUCAAGACCUUCUCCGGCCGCCUCGAGCGGCAGCUGUCCAACCUGCGCGGCCGCCCGCAGGAGCCCGACGACGGCGCGUCCCCGGACUCGAAGAUCUCCGAGGAGGAGACCGACCAGGUCCCCGCCGCCGACCGCUACUUCGACGCCCUGGAAGGCCCCGAGCUCGACACCCUCAGGGCGACGGAGGUGCCGGUGCUCCCGAAAGACGAGAAGUGGCCGUUCCUGCUGCGGUUCCCGAUCAGCGCGUUCGGGAUGUGCCUGGGCGUGAGCAGCCAGUCCAUCCUGUGGAAGACGCUGGCGUCGGAGCCGCCGACGGCGUUCCUGCACGUGAGCCCCGUGGUGAACCACGUGCUGUGGUACGCCGCGCUGGCGCUGAUGGCGCUGGUGUCCGUCAUCUACCUGCUCAAGGUGGUCUUCUACUUCGAGGCGGUGCGGCGCGAGUUCUACCACCCGAUCCGCGCCAACUUCUUCUUCGCGCCGUGGAUCGCGUGCCUGUUCCUGGUGCUGGGCGCGCCGCGGCUGGUGGCGGAGAUGCACCACGGCGUCUGGUACGGCCUCAUGGCGCCCAUCUUCUGCCUGGAGCUCAAGAUCUACGGGCAGUGGAUGUCCGGCGGGCAGCGCCGGCUGUCCAAGGUGGCCAACCCGUCCAACCACCUGUCCAUCGUCGGCAACUUCGUCGGCGCGCUGCUGGGCGCCAAGAUGGGCCUCCGCGAGGGCCCCAUCUUCUUCUUCGCCGUCGGGCUCGCGCACUACAUGGUCCUCUUCGUCACGCUCUACCAGCGGCUCCCCACCAACGUGACGCUCCCCAAGGAGCUCCACCCGGUCUUCUUCCUCUUCGUCGCCGCGCCCAGCGUGGCGUCCAUGGCCUGGGCCAGGAUCAACGGCCAGUUCGACGCCGGCGCACGGAUCGCCUACUUCAUCGCGCUUUUCCUCUACAUGUCACUGGCGGUGCGGAUCAACUUCUUCCGGGGCUUCCGGUUCUCGCUGGCGUGGUGGGCGUACACGUUCCCGAUGACCGGCGCGUCGGUGGCCACGAUCACGUACGCGACGGAGGUGACCAACGUGCUGACGCAGGCGCUCUCCAUCGGGCUCUCCGGCAUCGCCACAGUCACCGUGGCCGGGCUGCUGGUGACCACGGUGUUCCACGCCUUCGUCCUCAGGGACCUGUUCCCCAACGACGUGUCCAUCGCCAUCACCCGGAAGAAGCCCAAGUUCAGCAAGAUCCUGGCGCACCUGCGCUCCUCCAGCUCCGACAUGAAGGAGCUCGUGCUCUCGCUCUCCAAGCCGGCGCAGUCCGACGCCGGCGACACCGAGACCGACGCGUCCGUGACCACCACCAAAUCCCGACCCAAGCCGUGAGCUCUAGCUCUAGCUCGUCGCGGUCUCACGUCGUAUAGCUGCGAGAUGCUUAGCUAGCUGCACAUAGCGGAUUUUUUUUUCCCGUUCUCUUCAGUACGAAGGAAGGAGUGGGGUCGCCGGAGAAGAAGCGGAAGCACGCACGCAUCGAUCGGCGUGGAUGCAAUGGUCGGACAUGCGACGGCACACACGGGUAUCCUCGGAGCAUUUUUGUGGUGAUGAGGAUAUAGUGUGAGGAAGAUAGAUUGGUUAAUUUGUAAAUCCACCGAUAUAUAUGUGUAUGAUAUAUACGUAAGUUGUGUGGACUUGAGUAAGAAUAAACCAUGAACGUUAAUUAAUUAAUUAAA